Molecule: messenger RNA, 176 nt
Organism: Candidula unifasciata
Lineage: Eukaryota; Metazoa; Mollusca; Gastropoda; Stylommatophora; Geomitridae
Source: the annotation of a GenBank genome assembly
GGCGAGAAACUCUGGAAGAACUACUGACAACUCUGGGCCAGCAGAUCAACAAUUCGGAUUGGUUACAACAAAACACUGCUGAAAAAUUUGCUGAGGAAAAUCCCGAGGUUGCAAAGGCUUUCCAAGACGCAGCGUCGAAGAGUUCACAAGAUGGAAGGGUCUCGGGAGAUAGCUAG